This is a messenger RNA of Gossypium arboreum, 2548 nucleotides long. RefSeq lists its product as uncharacterized. Lineage: Eukaryota; Viridiplantae; Streptophyta; Magnoliopsida; Malvales; Malvaceae. The coding region runs from base 163 to 2385 and encodes 740 amino acids. The transcript is spliced from 11 exons. The record is from RefSeq and is a predicted model, not a curated record.
AAAAAAUAAAAGCAUUUGCCGCCUUAAUCUAUUUUACCGCCAAUUUUCAAAAUUUCACCAAUUACUUUAGAAUAGAUCUGCGGAUCCCUAAUAUUCUUCUGCAUUUCUAUAUCAAUCAAAAACAAAAUCCAAUACAUCCUAUUCUCCGCUACCGUUCCAGACAUGGACAGCGACGAGGAUUUAGAGCUAGUUUCCCCUUCCGACCACACAUCAUCUUCUAUUCAAGACAGAAAGUUUAAACGAUUGAAGAAGCUGAAAACGGUUUCCGAGAAUCCAUCCCAUUUUGAAGCCCUUGAUUUGGAUUCAUCGGACGCCCAAGUUGUUGAGGAGCCGAAAUUGGGAUCUGGGAUUGGGUCUGACUCCGCGUUCCAUGAUUUUGACGAGGGAAAUGAAUUGAGUUUUGGAUUUGAUGAGUUGGGUGUUGAUGGAAAUGGGUCGGGUUCAGUAGCUAAACGGGUGCUGGAUUUUGAUUCAAUGACCCAGGAAGUUGAUGGGACCGGUGAAGAUCAGAACAAAGAGAUGGGAAUUAGGGAUGUGGAACAGGAGUCAGACAAGAAACGGCCUAGUUCUGAUGAAAUGAGGAGUAAAGAAACGAAAAAGAAAAAGAGAGCGAAAGGAGUCGGCGAUGGGGAUAUGCCCAUGUUACCUGAAAGAAGAACAGCGAAGGAAAGAAGAGAACAUAUUGUCCAGCUUCGUGCUGAAUCUCAGAGACUGCUCCGAGAAACUAGAGAUGCGGCAUUUAAACCAGCACCGAUUGUUCAAAAGCCCAUAUCAUCAGUUUUGGAGAAGAUUCGGCGAAGGAAGCUUGAGGUUUCAAAAAAGACGUAUUUUGCUAUUGAUGAUCAUGAUGGUAAUUCAAGCAAGGAUUUGGAGGAGACUGGAUCUGAAAAUGUUGGCGAGCACGAGAGAGGCAAUGAUAGGGCGGUUAUGGAAGUUGAAAGUGAGGAAACAAUUUUAAAGCAUGGGAUUUCGGAUACCUCGUGUUCUGAUGAAAUAAAGAAUGCUGAGAAUGUCUCAAGUCAUGAAAAUUUUUCACCACAGAUUGCCGCUAGUGAGGAACCCAAACCUGCGUUUCGAGCUCCUGUAAAUGAUACCCAGGAUUUAUUUUCUGAUUCCCAAACAAGUGACUCCAAAGAUGAGACUCCUGAUAGCCCUUUAGAAGAAGUUUUGGCACCGUCCGUUCUUGCUAUGAACUUAAAGCUUGACUCUGCUCCUCUUGAUGAUAUUUUCUCUGACGAAGAGGACAAUGACAAGGAGAACAUUGAUCCUCAUCCACAUGAAUCUGUUGAUUUGUCUCCAACUAAUGCUGACCCUGUUAAAGCAUUUGUUGAUGAAGAAGCUGAAGAAGAAGAUGACAGUGACAAUGACUUACUUCGCUUCCAAGAUGAUGACAAUGAAGAGGAUGAAGAUUCUGAAGAUUUAGAAGAACUCAGGGAUAUGAUAGCAACUGGAUUUGAAGAAAAGCAAAGUGAUAUUGAUAGGCGAAUGGAACUCCAUCAGAAAUUGCUUGACCAACAGGAUGCUGCUAAAACAGCACAGUUAUUGCGGAAAUGGGGUCCGAAGCAGAGAGAAACUGACCAGCAUGAUGAUGAAGGAUUUGUGGAAGAUGAUGAAGAGGAUGGAGACGAUGAAGAGGAUUUCUUUGAAAAUGAAGAUUCACGUCCAGUAAACUUGCGCUUGCAUAUAAAAAAGAUAAAGGAAAUGAUACCACAAAUGUUCACUGAUAAGAACGACAUUUAUAUAUCAUCUGAUGACGAGGAAGUAGAAAAAAAGCUUGUUGAAAAGAGCUUGUAUGAGAAAGCCAAUCAGCAAGCUGAGCUCUUGCCACCAACAAAGGAUGCAAGGUCCACAGAACUCUUUGGUUAUAUUAAGAAGGUCAACAAUAUGCCUGAAACCAGAAGAAAGGCCAAAACAUCAUCCUUUUCUAAUAUGCUAUUCAUUGGGAAAAAAGGGAAUGAGCCCUCAAAGUCAUCUUUUAUAGGUCGGGGAUCAAAUUGUUCUAUUCCAUCAUCUACCAAGCAUGGACCAGGCGUCUUACGUUCAUUUAUAUUUGAACGUGAAGACAACAAUAGCAGCACAACCUCGAUAGCAGAAAGUCCUUCCGCUGUGAUCCAAAAGGAGAACAGACCAAAGAAAAAUGCUCCAUCAGCCAAGUUUAGUAAUUCACAGAUCAGAUCAAGUUCACAACCAAGAAAAGAUGAGAUGGAAACAAGUUCUGGAGCUCAAUUAUUGGAAAUAUUAAGGCGUUCCUCCUCACUGCAAACAAGUGAGUGCACUGGUAAGAGAUGUACUGUAGGCCAAACUGAAUCCAUAUUUGCUGCAUUCAAGCUGGAAAAGAAAUCAAUAGGAACCAAAAGGCCGAAUAUACCUGUAAAGACUCUUUAGAUCAUUUAGCACCCAACAUUUGAUAUCUCAAAUGCCAAACCCUAGUUCUAUGAAGUAAAACGUAUUUGCAUUUCUUUCUCUAAAUUCUGCCCUGUAGAUAAAAUGUUGGUGGUCCGGGUUCCUUAUUCUGAUGUCAAAUAAAAGGUUGUUUUAUUUCAGAAAA